Colossoma macropomum (tambaqui) is the source of this 923-nucleotide messenger RNA. RefSeq names its product SNARE_SNAP25N and SNARE_SNAP23C domain-containing protein. Gene Ontology annotation, molecular function: SNAP receptor activity; voltage-gated potassium channel activity; syntaxin-1 binding. Bases 86 to 709 code for a protein of 207 amino acids. The transcript is spliced from 8 exons. Gene Ontology annotation, biological process: synaptic vesicle fusion to presynaptic active zone membrane; synaptic vesicle priming; exocytosis. The record is from RefSeq and is a predicted model, not a curated record. Gene Ontology annotation, cellular component: SNARE complex; plasma membrane. Lineage: Eukaryota; Metazoa; Chordata; Actinopteri; Characiformes; Serrasalmidae.
UGCUUUGUGUGAGCGAGCAGGUAAAGGAAGUGAAAGCUUCACAGCCAUCCAGUUUUCCCUUUUUUCCGAGAGCACUGAAUCUAAGAUGGCUGCCGACUCCCCCCUGAGAUCUGAGGCGGAAGAGCUCCAGAGGAGGGCCAACCAGGUGACAGAUGAGUCACUAGAGAUCACCAGAAACAUGAGGCUUCUUUUAGAAGAGAGCAAAGAUGCAGGGAUCAAGACGCUGGUCAUGCUAGAUGAGCAAGGCGAGCAACUGGAGCGGAUUGAAGAGGGGCUUGACCAGAUCAAUCAGGAUAUGAGGGAAGCUGAGAAAAAUCUCACAGACAUGGGCAAAUGCUGCGGCCUGUGCUCCUGUGAUAAGCUGAAAGACUUUGAGGCAAGUGGAGCCUAUAAGAAGGUGUGGGGUAAUAAUCAGGAUGGCGUGGUGUCCACUCAACCCCCAUCCCGUGUGGUUGAUGAGAGAGAGAAGAUGACCAUGAGUGGUGGAUAUAUCAGAAGAGUGACAAAUGAUGCCCGAGAGGAUGAGAUGGAGGAGAAUCUGGCCCAGGUCGGCAGCAUCCUCGGCAACUUGAGAAGCAUGGCACUUGACAUGCGGAAUGAAAUUGAUACUCAGAACAUCCAGAUUGAGCGCAUACAAGGGAAGGCCAUUGUCAACGAGUCUCGCAUCAAUGAGGCCAAUCAGAGGGCUAACAAGCUAAUAGCAAGAUAAAAAUGGAGAAGAGAUGGCAAUUGGAUAAACAAGUUUACAAGUGUACACAUCUGGAACACAAAAUACAGCCCCGAGGCUUUCUCUCAUUUUGAAAGCAACUGACCAUAGAAUGUUGUUUAACAUACGUAACCAUGUCUGUUAAGAUUAACCUAGCUGGAUUAAUUUAUUUUCUACGUUUGUAACUUUCCAUAAUAAUAAUAAUAAUAAUAAUAAU